Molecule: messenger RNA, 1834 nt
Organism: Anoplopoma fimbria (sablefish)
Lineage: Eukaryota; Metazoa; Chordata; Actinopteri; Perciformes; Anoplopomatidae
Product: serine/threonine-protein phosphatase 6 catalytic subunit-like
Exons: 7
Coding region: 113-1030 (305 amino acids)
Biological process (GO): peptidyl-serine dephosphorylation; G1/S transition of mitotic cell cycle
Cellular component (GO): cytoplasm
Molecular function (GO): protein serine/threonine phosphatase activity
Source: RefSeq, a predicted model, not a curated record
UUGACGCCAGUGAUGAGAGUUGAAAAUGAAGGAGCGGUGAAGAGGAAGAAGAAAAGGAACCUUGCUAGCUGGCUAACUACUUUAGCAAUCUUCUGGCUUUAGCGUGUUGAUAAUGGCGCCUUUAGACCUUGACAAGUACGUUGAAAUAGCGAGACACUGCAAAUACCUGCCGGAAAACGAUCUAAAGAGAUUAUGUGAUUAUGUAUGUGAUUUACUGCUGGAAGAAUCCAAUGUUCAGCCAGUCUCUACUCCAGUUACUGUUUGUGGAGAUAUUCAUGGUCAGUUUUAUGAUCUUUGCGAGCUCUUCAGAACUGGAGGCCAAGUUCCAGACACAAAUUACAUUUUCAUGGGAGACUUUGUAGACAGAGGAUAUUAUAGCUUGGAGACAUUUACACAUCUGCUAGCUUUAAAAGCGAAGUGGCCGGACCGUAUCACACUUCUACGUGGAAACCAUGAGAGCAGACAAAUUACACAAGUGUACGGCUUUUAUGAUGAGUGCCAAACAAAAUAUGGAAAUGCAAAUGCCUGGCGGUAUUGCACAAAAGUGUUUGACAUGCUGACUGUGGCAGCUUUGAUAGAUGAGCAGGUCCUGUGUGUCCAUGGUGGUCUUUCACCUGACAUCAAGACGUUGGACCAGAUCCGCACCAUCGAACGCAAUCAGGAGAUUCCACACAAGGGGGCCUUCUGUGAUCUUGUGUGGUCAGAUCCAGAGGAUGUGGACACCUGGGCAAUCAGUCCGCGCGGUGCAGGCUGGCUGUUUGGCUCCAAGGUUACCAAUGAGUUUGUGCACAUCAACAAUCUGAAGCUCAUCUGCCGUGCACAUCAGCUGGUUCACGAAGGCUACAAGUUCAUGUUUGAUGAGAAGCUCGUGACUGUGUGGUCAGCGCCCAACUACUGCUACCGAUGUGGAAACAUCGCGUCUAUCAUGGUCUUCAAGGACGUAAACAGACGAGAGCCAAAGCUAUUCCGUGCCGUCCCCGACUCAGAGCGUGUCAUACCUCCUCGAACUACUACCCCCUACUUCCUCUAAUGACGAGAGCCAGUCCUCUCUCCUCUCGAAGCCUCUUAAGGUCUCAACUCUAAAACUUAAUAAGAUGUUUUAGAAGAUGAAUGGAAGUAACGUCCCUCUCAGGUCUACAGCAUCUUGAGUAGCAAAGGGUUUCUUCUAAGGCAACAGUCUGUUUGCACCACACUCACUUGUUCUGUCUUUAAGAACAAACUAGCCCCAAUGAGAAAAUGAUAACUCAAAUUUUAAUGAUAAGAAAAUGUUGAAUGGUUUAAUUUUGAUGUUAUGUAUCCUAUUGAAGCAAAUCAAACAUUUAAACUGGUGGAAACUGCCAAUAAUACAUGUUCAAAUAAAGUGAUAUAUAUUUUAUUUAGCAUUGUAGCAGUUUGGUCUCAUGGUUGCCUUUUUGAAAGACUGGACUAGUUUCCUUGUUUUAGGAUGACACUUUCUGGAAUUAGGUAAUGAAAUGUUUUAAUACAAUAAUUGCUGUUGUGUGUAACCCCCCCCCCCCCGUAUAAACAGCUUUUGAGCACAUCCUACACCAUUUUGCAUUAAAUGUGAGUUUUUUCCAAUGUUUUUAAAAAGGUAUGUGGCUGCAGACCUUAUUUUUUAUGAUGGUAGUUUCUGCAUCUGUGGCUUUUAUACAGAUGAAAUGUAUUCACUUGAGAACAUUUUUUGCAGUGUUUCUGAAUUAACGAGAUAAUCGUUAUUGUGUGUGUUGUGAUCCUAAUCUUUAUUCUUCAACAUUCAAUUCUUCAGUACGUUCUUUGGACUCUCAUUACUGGUGUGUACUUUAAGCAAAAUAAACCAUAAACAUGGUUUUCAUAU